AUGGCUCGAAAAGCAACACGAAAACACAAAAAAGGACAUAGCAAGAAACAAUAUGCAAAGAGAGUUUUACAAAUUAGGGGAAUGCGACCAUUGGAUCAGAUUCAAGAGAGCAUUUCGAGGGGUAAGCUAAUCGAAGGAGUUGAGGAGCUUCCAGCCGGAGGAAACUAUUCUUGCUUGAAGUGCGAUGUAUAUUUUAGAGAUCAAAAUACAUUAGAACAGCAUUUUAAGACCAAGGCUCACAAGAAAAGAAUCAAAGAAUUUGGUAUCAAGCAGCACACUUCAAAAGAUGCGGAAAUGGCAGCUGGACUAUUUUGA
This is a messenger RNA of Vittaforma corneae ATCC 50505, 315 nucleotides long. RefSeq lists its product as uncharacterized. The transcript has a single exon. Gene Ontology annotation, molecular function: nucleic acid binding; zinc ion binding. The record is from RefSeq and is a predicted model, not a curated record. Lineage: Eukaryota; Fungi; Microsporidia; Nosematidae. Bases 1 to 315 code for a protein of 104 amino acids.